Molecule: messenger RNA, 1826 nt
Organism: Trichosurus vulpecula (common brushtail)
Lineage: Eukaryota; Metazoa; Chordata; Mammalia; Diprotodontia; Phalangeridae
Product: G-protein coupled receptor 35-like
Exons: 2
Coding region: 1-1116 (371 amino acids)
Biological process (GO): chemokine-mediated signaling pathway; phospholipase C-activating G protein-coupled receptor signaling pathway; positive regulation of Rho protein signal transduction
Cellular component (GO): membrane
Molecular function (GO): chemokine receptor activity
Source: RefSeq, a predicted model, not a curated record
AUGCAGAAGCCAAGGCACAAAGAGGGACUUGCCCAUGGUCACACAGCUAGUCAGCAUGGGAGUAACAGCUUUCACAUGUUCUCUUUCACACAGGGAUCAGGGUUUCAGUCCUUGGCAGUCCAGAUGAAUCCUAACUGCAGUACCACAAGGAGUGACUUCUCCCAGACUGUCACCAUUCUGUACUUGUCUGUCCUCCUGGUCCUGGGGACUGUCCUCAAUGCCCUGGCCCUGUGGGUGUUCUGGUGCCGGAUGAGGAAGUGGACAGAGACCCGGGUGUACAUGGCCAACCUGGCUGGGGCAGACUGCUUCCUGCUGCUGAGCCUGCCCAUGGUCCUGUACACAACAGUCAGGGACCACUCGGAGGACUUGCUGUGUAGGGUAUCCCAGAGCAUUUACCUGAUCAACGGUUACAUGAGCAUGUACGUCAUUACCGCCAUCGCUGUCGAUCGCUAUGUUGCCAUCCAGUAUCCUCUGCGGGCCAGGAUGUGGCGCUCCCCGCGUCAGGCUGUGGGCACCUGUGCUCUCCUCUGGCUGCUUGUCAUCUGCCUGGUUUCUUUACCUGCUGUCUGGAAGCUAGACGGCCAGAACUUCUGCUUUGGGAAGAGUCAGACUCGGGGCUCCUGGGCCAUUGUUUUCUCCUUGUUCCUGUUCUUCAUCCCUCUUGUGGUCCUUGUUUUCUGUUCUGUGCGGGUACUCCAGAACCUGGUCAGGAAAAAAGCACAGGUGCCAGCCCAGGACAGGAGGCUGAUCCACAAAGCUCUCUGUGUGGUUUCAGCUAAUCUGGUCAUCUUUGUGGUCUGCUUCCUCCCCCAGCAUGUGGCUUUAUUGGCCAAGCUCAUGACUGAGUAUGUGGAGACCUCCUGCCCUGUUGUUCAGCAUGUGGUCACUUCUAUCAGGUUGACCUCCCGCCUUGCCAAUGCCAAUUGCUGCUUGGAUGCCGUGGGAUAUUACUUUGUAGCCCAGGAGUUCCAGGAAGAAGUAGGGGUGUUCCUAGGCAUGCCCAAAUUCCUCCAGAGUCAGACUCAAGGCAGCCCAGACACUGACCACCCAGACCUCUCUGAACAAGGAAAAGUGGAGAUAACCUCAGAGAGUUCCCAAGCAUUGCAUUCCAGUUAAGGGGACCUGUGAGGUAGCUUGGCACACAAGGAAGUAUUUGGAAUUUGGUGUAAAAGGCUUAUCUCUAUUUACCACCUGACUCCCUAAGAGCAGGGCCCUCAAGAUGGUGCCCAGCUCAGUGAACCCAGGCUCUCCCUUAAUGGGCUCUCCUGGGCCAGUGGGGACAUCUUGGAGGUUCGUCCAGGAUGUGAGGGUUGGAGUUCCAACCCAUUCCAAGUGCUUAAUCCCUUCUGGGGAGCUUCACAGACAUUUAGGACUUGUCAGAGGUUGUUCCAUUUCUUUCUGAACUAGGUUGCUUGUUGCAUGGCCCUGGGAGCAGGAGAAAUCUAGGUUUGCCUCAGCCUCACGUACCUCCUAGCUAGGUGACAUUGGGCAAAUGACUCCCUGUCUUGAGGCCACAGCUUCCUCAUUGGGAAAAUAGGGGGAUUGGACUUAAGAAUCUCCAAGGUCCCUCCCAGCUCUGACACUCCAGGAUUCUCUGAUUCUGAAUGCUUUACUCUUCCCAAGGUUCUGUUUUAAGUAGAGCCUGGAGAGGGUAAUGUUGAAUCUAAAGGAGCAGGGCAGUGCGCUACCAUGGACAGUGCCCUGGAUUUAGGCUGUCUAACCUGUAUGACAUUCAGCAAACCUGUUCUGUACAAGGAGAAGGGGUUGGACCAGAUGACCUCUAAAUGUAUUAUUCCUUUUUUUUUACAGGGGGGAAGACAGGGCAA